AUAAACUAGUCAAAGGCAAGGCGCAAGCUGUCGAAGAGGACGACGAAGAGGCCGAGCUUCGCAAGCUGCAGGCGGAGAUGGCUAUGUAAGGAUGUCGGGUGUGAGGCGAUCCUGCGGGGAUGGCCGAGAACGAUGGCAUAGCAUUCCUGGUUCGGGAUGGAGCUUCUAGAGGCUUUACAUGAGAAUUGCGGCGCGAUGGGAUAAGCAGGUCGAAUAUCACAGCUGCCCAGAGGAGUGGAUACUGCACGACACACUCGAUAUACACGAACAUGCUCACCACCAACGACGACUACGACUUCGAAGCGGCCCUCGUUCACAUGUUUCUCAGCUACCUGCCCCUCUUUCUCAGACCUGUCUACUGGCGUUGGCGUUUUGGGUUACGUGGGUGUCAUUCGAUAGGAAUCUCGCGGUUGUGGAGGCUGAUGGGAGGGAGUUUGACGAGCUUUUCUGGUUUGCUGGAGUGGCACUUUUUACAGUCUCUGAGUACUACGUACACCUUACUUUUUUCAUAGAAGACAUAUUGAUUGUUGUUGAGAAGCUAUUUGCAAAACCGUUGUCGUCACGCGGGGACCAUGCAGACUGCGCAUUGGCGCCAUUCCUCUCGGUGAAGCACUACUUGCGGGCUAAUUCGUCGGAAGCGCUGCGGCAUCGCAGCGGUGUCAAGUCCGGUGAGCAAGCGGGCGAGACAUUCUCUCGCCGGCCCACCGGCAAUGCCAAGUUCGCUGUCUCAAAGGGAUCCCCACCAGACCGGUACCGGGACAGGAGCCAUCUCUCACGUGUCUCGGCACACCGCCAGUCGUCAGGAGUGACCGAUCGCGAGCCGGAGUGUUGGAACCCCACGAUCAUUCCCACCCCCGUAGCACAGUGACAGACUGCGGUGCUGAGGUGGCGGGUGUCAGUAUUGCGGAGGACUCGGCUGCCUCUUCCGACUCGCGUAGUCUACGGAGUAUAGCGUACAAACAGGAUCCUUGAUGUGAUCCGGAUCCUUAUCAUUGCAAUCACGAUGUGGGCUCGAUCAUCGUAAGAGGUCAAAUGAGGCUUUCAUAUACG
Colletotrichum phormii is the source of this 1050-nucleotide messenger RNA. RefSeq lists its product as uncharacterized. NCBI's taxonomy places the organism in Eukaryota, Fungi, Ascomycota, Sordariomycetes, Glomerellales, Glomerellaceae. The coding region runs from base 179 to 868 and encodes 229 amino acids. The transcript has a single exon. The record is from RefSeq and is a predicted model, not a curated record.